Naegleria fowleri is the source of this 792-nucleotide messenger RNA. RefSeq lists its product as uncharacterized. The transcript has a single exon. NCBI's taxonomy places the organism in Eukaryota, Heterolobosea, Eutetramitea, Acrasida, Naegleriidae. Gene Ontology annotation, molecular function: glutathione peroxidase activity. The record is from RefSeq and is a predicted model, not a curated record. The coding region runs from base 1 to 792 and encodes 263 amino acids. Gene Ontology annotation, biological process: response to oxidative stress.
AUGCGUUCAGCAGCAGUAUUCAAGUCAUCCAUCACGGCCAUUCGUGGUGGCAGUGUAUUGAAAACAAGAAGAGAAUGUUUUGCUUCUUCUUAUUCUUGUUUUGCUCUUUCCUCCUUGCUGCACAAUUCCAUCACCAACACAAACAGAAUCUCAUCCAUGAUGACGACCAUCUUGAUGGCCACAAAUUCCACUUUUCAAAACCUCACAUCAUCCCAAAAUAGAAAUUACACAUCUAUUACUUUUUACAACUUUGUUUCGAGAGAUCUCAAUAACAAGAAGAUUGAUUUCUCGAAAAUGAAAGGAAAAGUUUCACUUGUGGCCAUUGUGAAUACCAAUCAUCCUCAAUAUAAAAACUUUUUGAGAGAAUUGGCCGAAUUGAAACGACGUGGACACUCAAUGAUGAAUGGUGGUGAUUUUGAAUUAAUUGUCAUUCCAAGAAGCACUAGUUCUGUGUCUUCAAAAUUAUCGGUCACAAGUGACAACAGUCCCUUGAAGCAAUUUUUGUCAACUUCCUCAAAAGAAAAUCAUUCGACAGAAAUUUCUUCUGAAACCUCAUCAUCGUCUUGUCCUUCUUUCACCAUUUUAAAAACCAUCAUGAAUGAAGAAGGAUCUUAUAUCAACAAUGAGGUGUUCAACUUUCUCGCAAAUUAUGGGAAUAUCAAGACAAUUGUUGAGGAUUUUGAAAAGUUUGUCAUUGAUAGUGAAGGAAGAGUGGUGUAUCGAAGUGGAAAUGACACUCCUUUAGAAGAAGUAGUGGAUGUGAUAAAGAAUGAAUUGAAGAAACGAAAAUAA